Penaeus monodon (black tiger shrimp) is the source of this 1328-nucleotide messenger RNA. Its product is annotated as rhodopsin-like. Gene Ontology annotation, cellular component: membrane. The record is from RefSeq and is a predicted model, not a curated record. Gene Ontology annotation, molecular function: G protein-coupled receptor activity. Gene Ontology annotation, biological process: G protein-coupled receptor signaling pathway; phototransduction; visual perception. NCBI's taxonomy places the organism in Eukaryota, Metazoa, Arthropoda, Malacostraca, Decapoda, Penaeidae.
AUAUUUAAACCUGUCAGUGUCCCUCAGAACUCAGUUACUUGUCAGGUACUCGCUAAGGCAGCCAGCUGUGGGCAAAGUAGUUCUGAAAGGAAAUUUCUUUGCCACACUCGCAUCAGCAACCUACCUUAAAGAUGUCGUGGAACAACGCAGCCAUGGCUAAUAACGCCCUCCCAUCCACCAAUCCCUAUGGGAACUACACAGUGGUUGACACUGUGCCAAAGGAACUUCUCCAUAUGGUGGAUUCCCAUUGGUACCAGUUCCCCCCCAUGAACCCACUCUGGUAUAGCCUCGUUGGUUUCUGGAUGGUAGUAAUGGGAUGUCUCUCCGUUGCCGGUAACUUCGUCGUCAUUUGGGUCUUCAUGAACACCAAAUCUCUCCGAACACCUGCUAACCUUUUGGUCGUUAACCUGGCUAUGUCUGACUUUCUGAUGAUGUUCACAAUGUUCCCACCCAUGGUCAUCUCUUGCUACUGGCAGACCUGGACUCUUGGAGCAUUCUUCUGUGAGAUCUAUGCUUUCCUUGGUUCUCUGUUCGGCUGCGUUUCCAUCUGGACCAUGGUCUUCAUCACUGCUGACCGAUACAAUGUCAUCGUUAAGGGAGUGUCUGCUGAGCCUCUGACCUCUAGUGGUGCCAUGGCAAGAAUUGGUGGCACUUGGGCCACUGCUCUUGCUUGGUGCCUUCCUCCCUUCUUCGGCUGGAACCGUUAUGUACCUGAGGGCAACAUGACUGCCUGUGGUACUGACUACCUGACUGAGACUGAACUUUCCAAGAGCUACCUGUACAUUUACUCCGUCUGGGUGUAAGGCUGUUGCUGCUCACGAGAAGGGAAUGCGCGAACAGGCCAAGAAGAUGGGAGUCAAGUCCUUGAGGAGUGAGGAAGCCCAGAAGACCUCUGCUGAGUGCCGUCUGUGCAAGGUUGCUCUCAUGACCGUCACCCUGUGGUUCAUGGCCUGGACCCCCUACUUCAUCAUCAACUGGGGAGGCAUGUUCAACAAGCCCAUGGUUACUCCUCUUUUCUCCAUCUGGGGCUCCGUCUUCGCCAAGGCCAACGCCGUCUACAACCCUAUUGUGUAUGCCAUCAGCCACCCCAAGUACCGAGCUGCUCUUGAGAAGAAGCUGCCCUGCCUUGCUUGCGCUACUGAGGGCCAAAAUGGCUCUGAUGCCAGUUCCACUAACACCGCUCAGGUCUCCGAGAAGGCCGAGUCUGCUUAAAAGGACGGCAAAACUGACAGGAAUCUCAAUAUUUCACCCUUGCAUUUUAAAAUCCAAAAGAAAAAAUCUAUUAUGUUACCCAACCUCCACGACUCUAAAUAUACCCAUUUAGCAAA